AAAGAUUGUGGAGUUGGGAGAAGCAGAAAGGCAUUGCCACCACAAAUUCUCUCAACCUUCAAUUAUCUCCACCUCAUGUUCCCGACCAGCGUCCAUGGCCGGCACAUGCACCUCCUUCUCUCGCCAUCUCAUCCAAUCCACCGUCUCCGACCUCGCCAGAACAAUUCGCACCGCCGCCCCCUUUCAUCUUCCUCGAUUCUCCGCCAAGAUCGCCCUUUCCUCCUCCAACGACCUCGCUCAAGGCCCCUCUUGCAUCUUCGUCGGCCCCAUCGACACCGCCAGUCAAGAAACCCUUGAAGCUCUCUAUCUUCAGGCUAGGGAUGCAUAUUAUAAUGGUCAACCGUUGAUCCUUGAUGAUAUGUUCGAUAGAGUCGAGUUGAAAUUGAGGCGGUAUGGUUCCAAAUCCGUGGUCAAAUAUCCUCGUUGUAGUCUUCGACGGCAAUUGACGUAUGCGGAUGCUGAGGAGGAUCUAUCACAGGUUCUUGCAUUAGCAGGCAUAUGGUUGGUGUUCCUCGCACUUGGCUGUUCAGCAUGUCUUGUUCCCUUAAUCUGCACGGCUGUCUUAGUUUUCAAGGAUCCACUCAGUUUAGGACUUUCCUAUAACAGCCAAGGAUCUGCAUUUCAAUUUCUUUCAGCUAUAAAUGCCAUCCUCUUCAUCGGAUUUGGGUCUCUGAUUGGCUACCCAAUUGCUUCAGCUUCUGUGGGAGUACUUCAGGGCUUAUGGAGAAAUGAUUUGGUGGCACUAAAAGGAGCUUGCCCAAAUUGUGGAGAAGAAGUGUUUGCAUUUGUGAGAUCGGAUCAUACGAAUGUCUCUCCUCAUAGAUCAGACUGUCAUGUAUGCGAAUGCUUGUUGGAAUUCCGUGUCAAGUUCGAGAAAUCGAGUUCGAGACUAGGUCGACGAUGGGUUUAUGGGCGUGUCUACCUUGUAAGAGGUAAAAGCAGGCAACAAAGAUUGCUGUAGGAGCAACUUGUCUAUAUGCAGUGCCAUGAUUCUUUUUCAGUCUUAAUUUGCUUGCAAUGAGGUCUUGUAGUUAGUUGUACCAUUACAGACAUAGCGCCUGCUAGGUGAUUACAAUUCAAGUUAGCUGCUGCCUGUAGUUUUGAUAAUCUAGCUAAGUUUAUGAAAACCUUAGCCCAUGAUGUCUAUGGAUCCAACAAUUUAGCCAGUUUGAGAAUCGGCAAGUAACCAUUCUGAUGCUGCAAUUGAGUAUUCACUUUGGUCGAUUUCCUAUCCUUCAUGCCAACUGAUCUGGGAUCGAAAUUUUGGGGGCAAAUUCGAGAUACCCUGUGGAGAGUAUGCUGAGAAGAUGGCAAGGAUUUUGAGAAUCGUUGGAGUGUAACCAUGUCAAGUCUAAAAGAUAAGCUCAUGAAGGAGGUCGUAGGACAUCUUGGGCAAGUAUGUCUAUAUUAGGUGACCAAAGAGACCACGUCAGAAGCCCACGAGAUGAACACCAAGCUAGACAUGCUCAAUCGAGCUUAAAUGAAAUUUAUGCUCGAAGUCAAUAGGAAAUGUCACUUUUCAUUUACUAUAAAGUAGUGUUGUAAUUUCGUUGUGAAAUUUCUCUCAGUGUUCUUUUUUAA
Molecule: messenger RNA, 1581 nt
Organism: Cucurbita maxima (winter squash)
Lineage: Eukaryota; Viridiplantae; Streptophyta; Magnoliopsida; Cucurbitales; Cucurbitaceae
Exons: 7
Coding region: 95-961 (288 amino acids)
Biological process (GO): photosynthetic electron transport in photosystem I
Cellular component (GO): chloroplast thylakoid membrane
Molecular function (GO): oxidoreductase activity, acting on iron-sulfur proteins as donors
Source: RefSeq, a predicted model, not a curated record